AUGUACGACAACCGUUGCAGCACAGUGAGUAAGAAUGGGCGGGGCGAGUUGCGAGCCGCUUAUAUAACACGCUGCCAGCCGGGACAGUUCAACAAACAGCUCCCUGCUGAUCUCAAAGAUUCAUCUGAAGAUACCGCUAAUAAAGCACCGAGCAUCAUGUAUCACCUCUUGGGAACUCCUGUCAUUGAGAUGAGUGAGGAGCAGGACAUGAAGACGUGGUUCAGGAAGCAGGAAACUCAGCCCUCGACCAUGCCCAUCCUGGUGGCUGCUGUGCACCACAAUCCAGUCUACUACAUGCCUGUCCCACACCAGCCGUCACCCUACCCUGCACCAAAGAGGAGCAACAGCUUGAACCUCCCACGCACCUACUCUGCCUACCCGCACUCCCGCAGCCUCUCCCUGUGAUGAGACGCUACGAGUACGCUGAGCCUGGCAGGGCAUCAAGACAUCCAGCCAGCGUCACGCCAACUUAUGACACUCUGGUCAAGGUGGGGUGUGUCAUGAAGCGGCUGCCAAUCUGCUGCGCCUCGCUAACGAGUUGCAAAACAGGGGCGUCUGGCACUCCUGCGUGAGAAGUGCCAAGAGUUCGCACCGGCUUCCUGUGCUCCAGAAAUGGCUGUGCUCAACCUGCUGCUAUUGCUGCUGCUGUUACUGCUACUGCUGCAUUAAUCUGCUGUUGUUACUGUGUUGUGUAUGUGCAUCAACCUUCCAUGAAUGCUACCUGUGGGUUUGAGUGUGUCAGUACUUAUCUGUAUAUAGGUAUCUGCAUGAGCAGUCAACACGGUCUAUUGUACCUGAAUUGAGUGGAAUCGAAUUAUGUGUCUCCUACGAGAAACUAUUUAAUGUUGAAUCUAGUCGUACAAAAUAAAGACGUGUACUUUGUUACACUUUAAAUAAC
This is a messenger RNA of Portunus trituberculatus (swimming crab), 898 nucleotides long. RefSeq lists its product as uncharacterized. The transcript is spliced from 2 exons. Bases 1 to 405 code for a protein of 134 amino acids. NCBI's taxonomy places the organism in Eukaryota, Metazoa, Arthropoda, Malacostraca, Decapoda, Portunidae. The record is from RefSeq and is a predicted model, not a curated record.